Priceomyces carsonii is the source of this 402-nucleotide messenger RNA. RefSeq names its product Erg28p (gene ERG28). Gene Ontology annotation, molecular function: protein-macromolecule adaptor activity. The transcript has a single exon. Lineage: Eukaryota; Fungi; Ascomycota; Pichiomycetes; Serinales; Debaryomycetaceae. The record is from RefSeq and is a predicted model, not a curated record. The coding region runs from base 1 to 402 and encodes 133 amino acids. Gene Ontology annotation, cellular component: endoplasmic reticulum; membrane.
AUGAUGUCAAUUCUUCCCAAGGGCCCAGGAUACCUUCCACAUUGGCUAUUAUUCAUUUCAGUCGUAUCUAUCUUUAAUUCAAUCCAAACGUAUUUAUCCAAGGACUUAAAAUUAACCCAAAAAGUAUACAACAACACCAAUGAAGUUACGCCUUUGAGUGCAAGAACAUUUGGUACGUGGACAAUUUUAAGCUCAAUCUUGAGAUUCUAUGGCGCUUACUACUUAGCGAACCAACAAGUAUAUGAGCUUGUCUUAUGGACUUUUUUUAUAGCCGGUGUUCAUUUCAUCAGCGAGUGGUUAUGGUAUGGAACUGCUAAGAUUGGCAGUGGACUUUUGGGUCCAUUGAUAGUUAGUUCUGUUUCCAUUACGUGGAUGGUUUCUCAGAGGGAUUUCUAUAUUUAA